AUGGCUCAAAUUGCUCCAUUUGCCUUUGAAGCGGACGAGAAGGUUUGCAAGCUGUAUGUCGAGCAAUUGCAAGAUGUCGUCAACGGCGGGGACUACAUGCCUAUGGAGACGACUUUCAGCGAGGAAGACGAUCCAAAUAUAUUCGACCACGUCUACUCUUCUUUGAUUCCUUAUCAGCACUACCUGGAUUUUUUCGACGACGGGCCAAAACCUCAAGUCUAUUGGAUAUGGGUCACCUCCACCUGUCGCUAUUGGCGCGAUCUCAUCUGCGGGACUCCGAAGCUUUGGUGCGACAUUCAUGUCUACCGUCGACCUGACUGGCUCAAACUAUGUCUGCCCCGAGCGGCGACCCAACCGAGCGCUGGCCUGGUCAAGCUCCACUUCCACUGCCCGGACUUCCCGCUUUUUGAGUUGAACAUACUAUUCCAUCGUCAGUACGCGACUUCCCUCCAAACAAUCACAUUCGGUGCGCACCCCGUAUGGACCACGUUCUUUCGCAAGUUGUUGUCGACGACCUUACCGAACCUCACGACUUUGGAUGCGUAUCCUCAUCUCACGUCGUUUUCCGCAUUUUUGGACAUUAACACCACUCCAGACCUCGCGCUGAGUGCAGACAACGCUCCACGACUUGACGUGCUCCGCUUGUCCUUGCUCGGUCCACCGACUAGCGUCGACCUCUUUUCCAGGUUACGGAUCUUAGAGCUCUCCGAGGCAUCGUGGCGCAUUCCGUUCAACACCCUUUUGGACAUAUUGGCCGCUUGCAGCAGCUUGGAACGUCUCAGACUUGAUCGCGUCCUCGCCGAUGUGACGGAUAUUCCUCGGCCAGGUGAAGGGCUCCGUAGACCUGUUAUCACACUUCCUCGCCUCCACACGCUCGUAGUGACCUCCCCGCAUACGUUCCGCACCUACACCCAGGUCCUUUCCCAUCUCGGUCUUCCUGCUGUCACCGUACUCCGUAUCGCGUCUAUUUUCGAGGGAGUCGUUGAAAAUGGACUUAGUCUCCUCCCUGAAACGUUCUCAGCGCUCCUCCCACCCUCCUCUGCAUCCCGCAUCCGCUCUCUCGCCACCAUUGACACCGUCGAGUACAUUGCAUACCGCGAUAUCUACUCCCUGUUCGGGAGGACGAGGUUCAGCAGCCGCAAUAUCCUGCAACUAUCCUUUGACAGGAGCGAAGCAAACGAACACAUUCCUCGCGACGAACCGGGCUGGCAGGGAGCUACGAAGACCGGGCUCCGCGACCUCGUUCGCCUCGUCCCAGCGAACAACCUGAGCAACAUACAACUGCACGUGGAUUUCACUGCGCUAGACCGCGGAGAUCUCGAGGUCGCCAUUCGGACGUUUCCCCGGCUAGCAUCCCUGUCUCUCACUGGCACGGGCGACGUUGGUCGGGCAUGGAAGAUUCUUACCCCCACGGACGAGGAAGCCGAGAUGCUUUGUCCGGGGCUGGCAGCCGUCACCAUCUCCGACGGAGUGGACGGGGACGGGUUCUAUGCAUCCGAAGAGUUCUUCGACGUCCUCCUCCGCAGCCUUGAGGCACGCAUGGCGCGCGGGGCGCGUCUUCGUCUCUUGCAGCUGUGCUUGCAUCACUGGACCGAGGACGAGUACGAUACGCUGCAGGGCAAGUACCUGGCUCGCCUGAAGAAGCUGGUGGUCGGGAGGGUUGAGUACGAGCACGUUGAGUCGUCGGACGAGGACAGCGGAGAUGGUGAGAGCAAUGAGCGAAUGGGGGAGAGCGACGAUGAGGACGACGAAGAGGAUGAGGAUGAGGUGGACGAGGAUGAUUAAGUACUUCCUGCACGUGGUUGUAUAUGUGAGAAUCCAGGACUCGUCGU
This is a messenger RNA of Dichomitus squalens LYAD-421 SS1, 1832 nucleotides long. RefSeq lists its product as uncharacterized. The record is from RefSeq and is a predicted model, not a curated record. The transcript has 2 exons. Bases 1 to 1785 code for a protein of 594 amino acids. Lineage: Eukaryota; Fungi; Basidiomycota; Agaricomycetes; Polyporales; Polyporaceae.